This is a messenger RNA of Aspergillus mulundensis, 1533 nucleotides long. Its product is annotated as RNA-binding signal recognition particle subunit SRP54. The record is from RefSeq and is a predicted model, not a curated record. Gene Ontology annotation, cellular component: cytosol; signal recognition particle, endoplasmic reticulum targeting. Gene Ontology annotation, biological process: SRP-dependent cotranslational protein targeting to membrane; SRP-dependent cotranslational protein targeting to membrane, translocation. NCBI's taxonomy places the organism in Eukaryota, Fungi, Ascomycota, Eurotiomycetes, Eurotiales, Aspergillaceae. Gene Ontology annotation, molecular function: GTP binding; ATP hydrolysis activity; 7S RNA binding. The transcript has a single exon. The coding region runs from base 1 to 1533 and encodes 510 amino acids.
AUGGUGAAAGAGAUUUGCGCCGCGCUUCUCUCCGCCGAUGUCAACGUUCGCCUUGUCCAGUCACUCCGCAAAUCUAUCAAAGCUAGCGUCAACUUCGCCUCCCUCCCCGCAGCCGUGAACAAGAAGCGGGUUAUUCAGAAGGCCGUUUUUGACGAGCUUGUGGCCCUCGUCAACCCACAUGCAGAUCCCUUUCGCCCCAAGAAAGGGCGGUCGAAUAUCAUCAUGUUCGUCGGUCUGCAGGGUGCGGGUAAGACGACGACUUGUACCAAGCUUGCCCGACACUAUCAGAUGCGCGGGUUCAAGACGGCUCUUGUCUGUGCAGACACUUUCCGUGCUGGUGCCUUUGAUCAGCUGAAGCAGAAUGCGACCAAGGCCAAAAUACCAUACUAUGGUAGUCUAACACAAACCGAUCCCGCUGUAGUAGCAGCGGAGGGUGUGGCCAAGUUCAAGAAGGAGCGAUUUGAGAUUAUUAUCGUUGAUACCAGUGGUCGUCACAAGCAGGAGGAGUCGCUGUUCACGGAGAUGACCGAGAUUCAGACCGCCGUAACGCCUGAUCAGACUAUUCUAGUCUUGGACGGUACCAUCGGACAGGCUGCGGAGGUGCAAUCGUCGGCGUUUAAGGCCACCGCUGACUUUGGAGCCAUCAUCAUCACAAAGACCGAUGGUCACGCGGCAGGCGGAGGUGCAAUCUCUGCUGUCGCAGCUACACAUACCCCUAUCAUUUUCCUUGGUACUGGUGAACACAUGAUGGAUUUGGAGCGUUUUGAGCCCAAGGCUUUUAUCCAGAAACUCCUUGGUAUGGGUGACAUGGCCGGAUUAGUCGAGCAUGUUCAGGCCGUCACGAAAGACUCUGCCGCCGCCAAAGAAACUUAUAAGCAUAUCGCCGAAGGCAUCUACACUCUCCGCGACUUCCGCGAAAACAUCACUUCGAUCAUGAAGAUGGGACCUUUAUCAAAACUGUCUGGCAUGAUUCCCGGUCUAUCGAAUCUCACCGCCGGCCUCGAUGACGAAGAUGGCUCCAUGAAGCUCCGCCGCAUGAUUUAUAUCUUCGACAGCAUGUCAGCUGUCGAGCUGGACGGAGACGGCAAGAUCUUCGACACACAGCCCAGCCGCAUGGUCCGUAUUGCCCACGGCAGUGGCACCUCAGUUCGCGAGGUAGAGGACCUACUUUCACAACACCGCAUGAUGGCUGGGAUGGCGAAACGCGUCGGUGGUCAGAAGAAACAGAUGCAGCGUGCACAGAACAUGCUCAAGGGCGGUAACAAGGACCAACAGCUGGCUGCUAUGCAGAAGCGUAUGGCGUCCAUGGGUGGCGCCGGAGGUAUGGGAGGCAUGCCUGGAAUGGGUGAUAUGGCGAAGAUGAUGCAGAUGCUGCAGGGUCAAGGUGGUGGUGGCGGCGGUGGUCUGCCUGGACUUGGUGGGAUGGAUAUACAGUCGAUGAUGAGCCAGAUGAGUGGCUUGAUGGGGGGCAUGGGAGGCAUGGGAGGCAUGGGAGGCAUGGGAGGAGGAGGUGGAAGGGGACGGGGACGGUAG